AUGUCUGAAAUAGAAUCUCAGAUGGGAAAAGACACUAUGUAUGAAAUUGGCGAUAAACUAAGAAAAUUAUAUCCUCAAUUUUUAGAAAGACCAUAUGUUACUAAACAUUUAACUAAAGUUACUGCAGCUGGUAACGAAUAUACAAUAGUAACACGUGAAAGUGCACUAAUUUUGAGAGAAGGACUUCGAGGAAGGAAUAAGAAGAAGGCUUUGAAGAGACAUUGGUCGACCAGAAGAUUGGCUACUACUCAUAACCACGAAUUUACUGAUGCUGCAUCAGGAUUUUUCAGAUCUUGCAAAAGUUAUUAUCCGACCCAAAAUAUAUCAUUAAUAGAAAAAUUGGUGCCAUUAUUUAAAUCGGAGAGAGAAUUCCAAAAAGUAUUCAAAGCAUUGAAAAAACACACUGAAGCCAGAGUGGAUUACAAUUAUUUGAAAAUUUUACAUGCGUUAUAUGAAUUAUACGAAACAACUUAUUAUAGUGGUUUCAAAUUGCCCAAGUGGUAUACUGAAAAGAUAUCCGACGGUUUUUAUAAAGUGAUGCAUCAAUUUGUCAAUAUAUCCUUUUCAACUGAUUACCUUAAAACAAUUACUGGAGGUCGAACGCUGAGGUACUUCUUAGACACAUUGGACGAUAAAUUGAACCACAAAUUGGAACCAUGCGAUACAAGAAUGAUGGUACACGUUGCUUAUGAUGCAAACAUAUCGCCCUUCUUUGCCGCUUUGGGUGGUGAGAAAGGAUUUACCUCAGGAAAGGAAAUUAUUCACCAUUUCUUCCCACCAUCAGGCGGUUUUGUGGUCAUAGAAGCCCAUCAAGUAGCCGACGAAGAAGACUUCUGGUUAAAGGUGUACACAUCAGAAAGUUUAUAUGCACCAGUCAGAGGCCUUAAUAUUACCGAUUGUACUGUCCCAUGUAACUACAAACAGUUGAGAAAAUUGCGCCAAAAUAUUGCAGUGACAAAAUUAGAAUGGGAAGAUAAAUGCGAAAAAGGUCCUGAAAAAAUUCCGAAAUAG
Molecule: messenger RNA, 1011 nt
Organism: Ctenocephalides felis (cat flea)
Lineage: Eukaryota; Metazoa; Arthropoda; Insecta; Siphonaptera; Pulicidae
Exons: 7
Coding region: 1-1011 (336 amino acids)
Source: RefSeq, a predicted model, not a curated record